Messenger RNA from Drosophila subobscura, 363 nucleotides. RefSeq lists its product as uncharacterized. Lineage: Eukaryota; Metazoa; Arthropoda; Insecta; Diptera; Drosophilidae. The record is from RefSeq and is a predicted model, not a curated record. Bases 122 to 331 code for a protein of 69 amino acids. The transcript has 2 exons.
CGAUUGGUUUGGCUUCUUGGCGCUGCUUCUGGGUGGAGUUUUUCGUUAUAAAAAGCCGCCACGCGCCGAGCAAGCCAUCAAGUCUUCUGACAGCUGCUCUGCUUCCAAGAACCCUCUCAAAAUGUUCAAACUGUUCGUUUUCCUCGCGCUUUGCCUGGCCUUUGCCUGCGCCGCUCCGGGUCUGCUGCACUCGUCCGCGCCCAUCCUGACCACCUCGUACCACAGUCUGCCCGCGGUGCGAGUGAUCAGCAGCCCCGUGUGGACCCACUCCCACAGCAUUGUGCGCCCCUUGAGCUACGGCAGCUACGGCCAUGGCUACGGCUGGAUCUGACGAUCUGAGAGGAUCGCCAGGCAGCUGACAGC